This is a messenger RNA of Paramecium primaurelia, 1685 nucleotides long. Lineage: Eukaryota; Ciliophora; Oligohymenophorea; Peniculida; Parameciidae. The record is from the annotation of a GenBank genome assembly.
AUGAAUCAAAGAAGAGAUAAAAAAAAAAUUGCUUCAUAAUAAUAAUAAUAAUAAUAAUAAUAAUAAUAAUAAGAAACCCUAUUAAAACUAAAAUUGAAGGAAAAAUUUGGAUAGAAUAUUUUCUACAUUUAACCUAGUAAUUAUUCUAUUGAAAUGAAAUAAUUCAAUUUUAGAAAUCCUACCUAUGGAGUGACGGUAGAAUACAAAUUUUUGGCAAAAAUCCAAGAGUGUAGCUAUUUAGAAAGUUCCUAAUUGUAAUUUUUCAUGAAUCUAUUCAGGAAAGCAUAUUCAAACGUUAAAGUAAUCUAAUAGAAUUAAAUUUUAGUUAGCUUCAGCAACAUGUUACUUUUUUACAGACUUUGUUCUAACAUUAUAAAAACCACAAGAAUCUGAAUAACAACCUCAAAUCAUUAAAAUUGAUUGGAAAAGGCCUAAUGUUGAAGUGAAAUCCUAAGAGUAAAAUAAGAUUGAGGAUCCACUCAACCAAAUCAUAUAAAAAGAAAUUUCAUCUUAAUAAAAUAAUUAAUAAAAGUCUAAUUAGGAUAGUCUAGAAACUAAAAAUCUCUCUUUAAAUAAUAAUGAUAAAUCUCAACUAACAUAAGUAUAAAAAUAAGAAAAAAAACAGGAAAUUAAUAAUAAUAAAGUUGAAUAAUAACCACCUUAGUCUCAAAUAAUACCAAAUAACUCUAAUAAUUAAUUAAAAUAAUCAUUAUAAGAAGAAUAAAAUUAACUAGAUUAAAAUAAGAAAUAAGAUAAUAACAAUAUAGAUAUUCCAAAAAAAAAUAAUUUAUCUUCUUUAAAAUUUUAAUUAACCUAAUAGAAUCAAAAAAACGAUUAAGCUAAAACUGAUUAAUUUAAAAAAAAUUCACAAUAAGAUUCUGCUUUGUAAAAAUAAGAAAUUAAUCCAACUACAAAUAAUAUAAAAUAAAAUAAAGAAAAAAAUUAAAAGUAAGAUGUAAAUUUGAAUCAAUAAAAGAUAGAUAAAGCUUUAAUCAAUGAAAAUAAAGUUUAAGAUAAAAUUGUCUAAAAAUAAAUAGACCCAAUUGUUUAAGAAAAAAAAAAAGUACCUUUUGAAUAAGUACCAGUAAAAUAAGUUUAAGUAGAAACUUAGAUUUAAUAAUCACAACCUGAAAAAAAAUACCAUUUUUAAAUUAUUAAUAUUACAUAAGAAGUGACACCUCCAUAAGAAAUAAUUUAGAAAUCAUAACUUGGUUAAUUAAUGAAAUAAUUUGCAGAAAAUAAUAACUUAUAAGUAGAUUAAUUAAUGGAUUAAGAUUAUUGGUUUUUUCCAGUAAAUAUAUUAUAAUCUCAUUGGAUUAGUGUUUUAGUAUAAUUUAAUCCAAAGUAAAUAUAUUACUUUGAUUCUUUUUAUGAAAAAAUUGAUCCUUUAAUAAUAAAAGGGAUACAUUCUAUAUUAGAACACUAUAAUGUUGAUCCAUAAAACUUUUAAAUUAAACCUAUAUAUAUUCAAUAGACUAAUGGGUAUUAUUUAAUUUGAUUUUAGUUAUGAUUGUGGUAUAUUUUUAUUGCUAUCUCUUCUAUAUACUUUAAAAAAUUAAGAAUAUAAAUAUAAUCAAAGAUUGGUAGAUAAGUUUAGAAGAAAGAUUCUGUAUAAUUUGGCUGUUAUAGGGGCUUAAAUAGAUAUUAAUAAAGAAUCUUUUGAGUAUUUAAUUGCUUUAGAAUGA